AUGCAAGUGUUGCUGCUUGUAGCUUGUGCCAUGACAGUCGUGGCAUGGCUUGUCACUAGCCAUCGGGUGUUGAACAACGUGCUUGAGAUCUCUAUGUGUAUUGCCUUUGCUAGAUGCGUUAGAUCAUCUCCAAUGCAAGCGUCAAACCCGGUUCAUAGAGUAGCCAACAGUUUGAAUCUUCCUGGACUGCAGUUGAUCACAAAGAAACUGUAA
Messenger RNA from Eruca vesicaria subsp. sativa (arugula), 213 nucleotides. NCBI's taxonomy places the organism in Eukaryota, Viridiplantae, Streptophyta, Magnoliopsida, Brassicales, Brassicaceae. The record is from the annotation of a GenBank genome assembly.